Molecule: messenger RNA, 615 nt
Organism: Syzygium oleosum
Lineage: Eukaryota; Viridiplantae; Streptophyta; Magnoliopsida; Myrtales; Myrtaceae
Exons: 1
Coding region: 1-615 (204 amino acids)
Molecular function (GO): RNA-DNA hybrid ribonuclease activity; nucleic acid binding
Source: RefSeq, a predicted model, not a curated record
AUGCUAGCCCAGAAAGGGCCUGAUGAUGCAAAAGAGCGUGCCAUCUAUUACCUGAGUAAGUUCACCAUCUCGGAGUUAAACUAUCUUGAAGCUGAAAAGACUUGUGCUGCACUAGAGUGGGUGCUCCACAGGCUGCGACAGUAUUCACUGCAUUACGAGACGUUUCUUAUGAUUGAGAACGAUCCCAUCAAAUAUUUACUUGAUCAGUCGGCUUUGGUAGAAAAGUUGGCCAAAUGGCAGAUUUUGAUUUCAGAGUUUGACGUCCAAACGAUGCCACAGAAGUCAGUUAAAGACCAAGCAAUCGCUGAUGUAUUGGCCGAAAGCCCUAGGAUCCUAGACGAUGAUGGAUGUUCCCCAGAAGAUCGUAUUUUGCUAAUAAAGAAAGACAGAUGGACCAUGUUCUUUGAUAGAGCCGUAAACCUAUUUGGUUCCGGUACUGGGGCAGCUCUAAUAUCCCCAUAUGGACAACACUAUCCAGUAGCUGCAAAAUUGGUAUUCCCAUGCACCAACAACAUAGCCGAGUACGAAGCUUGCAUCCUCGGACUCCAAGCGGCGGUCGAAAUGGUGGUAACCAAAUUGAAGGUAUAUAGUGAUUCUGCUCUAAUCAUCCUCUAA